Molecule: messenger RNA, 5982 nt
Organism: Hemicordylus capensis (graceful crag lizard)
Lineage: Eukaryota; Metazoa; Chordata; Lepidosauria; Squamata; Cordylidae
Gene: ANO8
Product: anoctamin 8
Exons: 20
Coding region: 747-4166 (1139 amino acids)
Biological process (GO): chloride transmembrane transport
Cellular component (GO): plasma membrane
Molecular function (GO): chloride channel activity
Source: RefSeq, a predicted model, not a curated record
UGUGGAGAAGCGGGGUUUCUUAAUUCAAGACUAUAAGCAGCAAUUAUCUAGUGGCACGUAGUUCCACAGGCAUCUGAUUGAACUCGAGCCAGCCCCAGUGUGGUUACUGCUCUGGGCGGACGGAGAAGCACUCUGCAUAUGCUCAGGGGAGAGAGUUGAAGUUGCAAAUUGAUCCGGACCAGAAUGCCAGCCGGGUUGUAUCCUGACCCCUCAGCACCCCCAGUUUGAAAAGGACUACAUAAUGCAGAGCUGAGAAAUUGACAGUCUGUGUUCCUGCUCUAGUUUCCUUAUGAUCCAGUUCAUCACCCCGCAAGAAGAAUGAAAGCCCGGGCUGCGGGCAGGCAAGACACAGCUGGCAGAUGGCGCUGGGGAGACGCAGGCCAACCAGACUAUUAAAAGCGCCUUGCUCUUCACUUGGCCUUUUUUCCAGCCUCCCCUUUGUCCCCUCCUCCUCCUCCUGCCUGUCUGUUUGCGUGGAGGCUGCUCCGGGCGCUGGAUGCGAUAGGCAGGUGCUCACCUGCUCCGGGACGGAGACCCCCUUCUGCACCUGGCACAGAGGCUCCCCCAGCCCAGCCCGGAUGGCCCUACAGCUGUCCCAGCGUUGCUGCCGCCCGGUGCCUCCCGCUCCGCCGUCCUGCGGGCGCUUGUGAGACCAGCCCUGGCUCUCCGGGCUAGGACGCGCCUGCCUCUCGGCUUGCUGCAAUGCUGUCUUUGUGGUCCAGCCUUCAACCUUGAGCCCCGCCGCGAUGUCAGAGCCCGGAGCCGCGCCGGCGUCGGGCUCCCAGGAGAGCAGUGAACGGCACAAGCGGGGCACGGCCGAUGGAGAGACCGCGCCGGCUUCGUCCGGGGUCCUGGAUAAACUCUUCGGGAAGCGGCUUCUGCAGGCUGGGCGUUACAUCAUGUCCCACAAAUCGUGGAUGAAAACGGUGCCCACAGAGAACUGCGAUGUGCUGAUGACCCUGCCAGACACAACCGACGACCACACGCUCCUCUGGCUGCUCAACCACAUGCGGCUGGGUAUCCCGGAGCUCAUCAUCCAGAUCCGGCACCACAAACACACCCGUGUCUACGCUCUCUUCGUCACGGCUACCUACGAGAGCUUGCUCCGAGGAGCCGAUGAAAUUGGGCUGAGGAAACCCGUGAAGGCUGAGUUUGGGGGAGGCACACGGAGCUUCUCCUGUGAGGAGGAUUAUAUCUAUGAGAACAUCGAGAACGAGCUAUAUUUUUUCACUUCUCAGGAACGUCAGAAUGUCAUCAGGUAUUGGCUGGAGAACCUGCGUGCCCAGCAAGGGGAGAUGCUGCACAAUAUAAACUUCCUGGAGGGGCAGCCAAUCAUCCCCGAGUUAGCAGCCCGCGGCAUCCUCCAGCAGGUCUUCCCCAUCCACGAGCAGCGGAUCCUCAACCGGCUGAUGAAAUCUUGGGUACAAGCCAUUUGCGAGCCACAGCCCUUGGAUGACAUCUGUGAUUAUUUUGGGGUGAAAAUUGCCAUGUAUUUUGCGUGGCUGGGUUUCUACACGUCGGCCAUGGUGUACCCCGCUGUCGUCGGCUCCCUUCUCUACACCUUUACGGAGAGCGACCAGACGAGCCGGGAUGUGUGCUGUGUGAUCUUUGCCAUCUUCAACGUGAUCUGGGCCACGCUGUUCUUAGAAGAGUGGAAACGCCGGGGUGCCGAGUUUGCCUACAAGUGGGGGACUUUGGACACCCCUGCAGAGUCCAUCGAGGAACCACGGCCUCAGUUCCGGGGUGUGAAGCGCAUUAGCCCGGUGACCAACGCUGAAGAGCUCUACUACCCACCAUGGAAGCGGGUGCUUUUCCAGGGUCUGGUCAGCCUCCCCAUCUGCCUCUUCUGCCUCUCCUUCGUCUUCCUCGCCAUGUUGGGCUGCUUCGAGCUACAGGAAUUUGUGUUGAGCAUCAAGGAGUUGCCGCGCAUCGUGCGUUUCCUCCCCAAGAUUCUCUUGGCCGUCAUUGUCACUGCCUGCGAUGAGGUCUACAAGAAGAUCGCCAAUUGGCUCAACGACAUGGAAAAUUACCGCUUGCAGAGUGCCUAUGAAAAACACCUCAUCAUUAAAACAGUCUUGUUUCAGUUUGUCAAUUCGUACCUAAGUCUUUUCUACAUCGGGUUCUACCUCAAGGACAUGGAGCGCCUCAAGGAGCUCCUGCUCAUCUUCUCUCUCUUCCAAAGCCUCGUGCGUCAGCUUAAAGACGCCAUCCUUCCCUCCGUCAUCCUCCAACUCCACCUCUGCCUCAUCUUCUUUAAGGGCCUGAUGAGCUUUUGCUGGCAGCUGGGAGUCACCAAAAUGCUGGCCACUCUCCUCAUCACGCGCCAGUUCUUGCAAAACGUCAAGGAGGUCUCGCAGCCCCACCUCUACAGCAAGUUCAAGCGCGGCGACCUCAGCAUGCAGAACUUCCGGGAGGUCGCGCACACCCUCCUCCGGCUCCUGACCCAGAAAUACACGCUGGGCAAACCUUCAGGUGGCAACCCUCGGCCCCGGCAAGGCAACCCGCUGGCGGGUCAUGGACCAGAGCCGCCGGAGGCCGCAGCGGAGGGGGGUGCGCCCAAAGGGGAGAAGAAAUGUCUCAACGGCGGGUGCGGGGUCCCCGAGGAAGAAGACGAGAAUAAGGAGUCGGACUCGGAAGACGAGAGCAUUCUCGACUGCGGCCUGAAGCUGAAGAAGGUGAGUUUUAUCGAGAAGGCCGACCGCAAGGCGGGGGACGUGGGCGGCCUAGAGGAGGUGAGCUUCUUGGAAGAGGGGAGCCCCACCAUGGUGGAGAAGGGGAUGGAUCCAGCUUCUGUUUUUGAGCUGUGCGAGGACGACGACGACGAGAGCGACGGGGCCUCGGGGAGCCCCCUCAAGUGUCCGCCCGAGGCCAAGGAGCCGGCGGUCGUCAUGCGGGCGCGGCGACCGCGGGUGGCCAAGAACCCCUCAGAGGGCCAGGAAGAGGAAGACGAGGAGGAGUAUCGCAGGCCUACGCGGACCUCCUGGAUUGACCCGCCGGAGGAGAACUACACCACGCGGCUCGCCCAGGCCGAGGUGGAAAGCUGCAUGAAGAAAUACGAGGACACUUUUCAGGAUUACCAAGAAAUGUUUAUCCAGUUUGGCUACGUGGUCCUCUUCUCGUCCGCCUUCCCGCUGGCUGCUGUGUGUGCCCUGAUCAACAACAUCAUUGAGAUCCGGAGUGAUGCCUUCAAGCUCUGUACGGGGUUGCAGCGCCCCUUCGGACAGCGGGUGGAAAGCAUCGGGCAGUGGCAGAAGGUCAUGGAGGCCAUGGGGGUCCUGGCCAUCGUGGUGAACUGCUACCUGAUUGGACAGUGCGGGCAGCUGCAACGCCUCUUCCCCUGGCUCAGCCCUGAGGGGGCCAUCAUCUCCGUGGUCGUGCUGGAGCAUUUUGCACUGCUGCUGAAAUACGUCAUCCAAGUGGCAAUCCCCGACAUCCCGGCUUGGGUGGCCGAGGAGAUGGCGAAACUGGAGUACCAGCGGCGAGAAGCCUUCAAGAAACACGAGCGGCAGGCCCAGCAGCACUUCCAGCAGCAGCAGCGCCGCAAGCGAGAGGAGGAGGAGCGCCAGCGCCACGCCGAGUACCACGCCCGGAAGGAGCGGGAGAGCGGCCGGGAGGAAGGCAAGGCCGACACCGGCGGGCAGGACCUGGGCCACGAGAAGAGCCAGCCCAAAGGGAAAGGGGCCGGGGGGCUGGGCCACGGCUCUGAGAAGCCCAAGCGGCCCAGCUCCCUCCUGGCCACCAACAACGUCAUGAAACUCAAGCAGAUCAUCCCGCUGCAGGGCAAGUUCUUGUCCGGGGGAGCCGGGGCAGGCGGGACCGGGACGGCCCGUUCCCCGCAGUCCCCGACAGGCACGGAUAACAAACUCCCCGGCUUCCUCAGCUUCAAGUUCCUUAAGUCGCCAGAGACCAAGCGGGAGGCCAGCACCGAGAAGCUGCAGUCCCCCACGAAGCCUUUCAACCCGAGCAAACUGUUCAACUUCAGCAAGUCGGAGGGGGGCAACGGAGCGCCGCCCCCGCAGCCCCUGCGGCCCGGCCCCUUGGCGGAUGCCGCCGAGAAGCCUCCCACUAGCAGAGCGCACCUCAACGGGCUGGUGGACGAGGAGGGGGGCGAGGAAGCCGAGAUCCGAACGGUGGUGGAGGAGGAGGGCGCAAGCCACAAACUCUAACCCCUGGUGGUGGGUGAGGGGUGGGGUGGGGUUGGAGUGGCAAGAGGGCAAAGGAGAUGUCGGUUGGUUCUUCAAGCAGAACGGGGCACCUGCCCACUUCAGAGUCUUGGGGUUGGUGCGAGUGAGGUACCCGUGGGUUCCAGAAUCCGUGGCCCUCAGGGUGGUUUUGUGGCAGAGUCUUGCAGGCUUCUGACCGGGAAAGAGAAGUUCAAGAUUGCCUGCCUGCCUGCCAACCAACCAACCAACCAAACAAACAAAAAGGUAGAUUCCAGAUUGAGAGGUCUAGAACAGGGAUUCUCAACGUGGGGUCCCCCGCUGUUAUUGGACUUCAACUCCCAUAAUCCCCUGCCCCAGUGGCCUUUGGUUGGGGAUUAUGGGAGUUGAAGUCCAAUAACAUCUGGGGACCCAACGUUGAGAAUCCCUGGUCUAGAAAAUAGACUCCAAGAAUGAAGGAGGGUUGGCAUGGAGGUUGCAACUUCAGCUUGGAAACCAGUCAAGGUCGAUUCCCGGCUGCCGUUCCACCCAUGGGGCGUUUGCAGAGGUCUGGUUGUGGGGCAGGCUGGCAUUGGCUACUAGUGCUGGGUCAAGUGGCAUGCUGCUUUCUCCCGGGGGGGUCCCUGGCACAUGCUGCCCCUCGGGUGUCUUUUCUCAGAGCUGGGCCUCUGGGCUUGGUCCGAAGGGCUCUUUCUCCGUGUGUCUUUGGAAGCAGAAGCUCUUCCAAGUGAUCUCUGUGGGGAAUGUGUCUCAAGGCCUCUACCAAAGCCUCCACCGGGGCUCGUUAGGGGGAAUCAAUGGGGCAUGAGCUAAGUCAAAGGAGUUUGUAGGUACAUCUGUGGGAAGAAAGAGGAAGAGAAGUCUGUGGAGUGACAAGGUCUAGGUGUCUGCAGCUGUUACAAAGAUCUGUGCUUGACCGGCUCCGCACCUUCUCUCUCUCUGUCUUGGACCCCAGCACCCCAACAGAAUUGGGAGGCAAAAAGCAUGGUAGCUCAGAUUUGCUUCCUCAUAUUUAAAUUAAUAUUCUAAUCAAAAGGCAGACAACUGCAGCCAACCCUUGUGGCCAAUUAUGGAUACUGUUGAGUUUGGGGCAUUUAUUAAAAAUAGAGAUAUGAUUAAAUUUAACAAAAUAAUUGUUCAACUAUUGCCUUAAAACCGUCAAAGAGACUUGUUCAAGUGGGGAGGAAGGAUCUCCCUCAAAAGUCACACUGCAAAAAGAAUGAGAAAGGGUUGGUGGUCUAAAAGUUGUCUUCAGAUUCUGAAACUGGCAGCUCUGGGGGGGUUCAGAUUUAUGGAUGUCAUGGUUUCUGCUCUUGUCUGCAUUUGUGCUUCUGAGCUAGCCCCCAGAGAGCACCAGGCAGCUAAGACUGAAAUGAACCAAACAUUCAUAACUUCCAAACCUCAGAGUUUUCUGCUCUGAGUCUGGAAUGUGCAGACCCGGCCUCUCCUUGAGGAACGGCGCUUGUCCUCAUGGAGAAUUUGUUUGCUUUUCCUCAAGCAUUUCUCCUUGGUGAGCCAUCCCCAGUUUUGCUUUGAGCAAAAUGUGGGUGGUGAUGCUUCUGCUUUGGGAGUGGCACUCUUCUGUCAUGGGGCCUUCCCUAGAGGGUCCAGACUCUGGAACCAGAGAUAAAAAUGCCCCAUGAGUCGUUCUGCCAGUGAAAUUGCUCUGGCAAACUGUCCGAGGUCCCCCCUUCUGCUUGGAGAACAGCCCCGUGGGGCAGCAUGCUGUUGGGAUUUCCAGCGGGUGUUGUGGAGAAGAGAGACAUGCUUCUGAGCCAAUGUGCAUGCAUGGUUAACAUUUGCACUAAACCUGAAACCAAGA